AUGCCUUCUGUGAGCCCAGAUGCAUUCGGCCACAUGCACUCUCUACAUGCUGUCUUGGAUGGACUCGCACUUGAUAGCUUGAGUGGAGGCAGCAAAGACGAUGCAGACAAUUCAGAUCUCAAGGCUGGCUGCCGCAAGCAGCAGACUGAGUGGCGUGUCCAGCGCUUGAACGACUUCCUGCGCAGAGAAGGCUUCACUGAUAUCGGCACACCAAGAAAACGCAGUGGUUUCCUGUGUUCGCUGUUCCGGCAAACGCGCGUCUUUGCGAUCCACGUUGCGGCAGAAGUCGGUGAUGCGGAAAUGGUGCGGGCCCUGCUCAGGGCCAAAGCCGAUCCUUCUCAGAAGACUUCUCGAGGACGCACAGCUGUCGAGCUGGCCAGGUCAGCAGACAAGUAUGGGUCCCAUCGCGAGGUCUUGGAGCUGCUGAGUGGUGAUGUCCACUAUGUGAACCUUCGUGAGGCAGUGGUGCUUAUGCAGAUCUCCCUCGCCAACAGCGAGCAACAGAGCUGGAACGUCUAUCUAGAUGACGAUCCUGGCGUUCGGCUGGAGAUGCUUCCGGUCCCGGAUCCCGUCUCUUGA
Messenger RNA from Symbiodinium sp. CCMP2456, 579 nucleotides. The record is from the annotation of a GenBank genome assembly. NCBI's taxonomy places the organism in Eukaryota, Dinophyceae, Suessiales, Symbiodiniaceae.